Molecule: messenger RNA, 1649 nt
Organism: Corythoichthys intestinalis (scribbled pipefish)
Lineage: Eukaryota; Metazoa; Chordata; Actinopteri; Syngnathiformes; Syngnathidae
Exons: 2
Coding region: 560-1204 (214 amino acids)
Source: RefSeq, a predicted model, not a curated record
UCCACCGUAUUUUUACACGAGUGACUUCCGGCCUGCCCGAUCCUACCUAGUAGUAUUGACGCAGGGGGGCCGCGUCUCGCGUCAAAAAACAAACUCUACUGUUCUUUUCGCGUGCGUCGCGUUUAGUGCUUCUGGGACGCGUCUAACAUGCGGACGCACUACGACGGGUGUGCAUUGGCUGAUUGACUUUAACGGCCGCGUUUCGAAGCGUAAUCGCGGCGAAAUCGUUGACGCGACGUUCACGUUGCUGGUGUGUUUGAGCUUUAAAACGCAGACGCACUGCGACUGGUGUGCAUUGGCUGAUUGACUUUAACGGCUGCGUUUCGAAGCGUAAUCGCGGCGAGAUCGUUGACGCGAUGUUCACGUUGCUGGUGAGCAGUGAGAAUCGUCUUUGCUUUCAUCAUUGUCUUUGAUAAAAUGGGACACUCGUGUUGUGUGCCAUACUAAAUCACGUGACAAAAAUGGCAGCAAAGUUGACCACGACGUUAGAUUUUUUCGUUUUCCCUGUUGGAAAAGAGGUUAUGGACAGCAGGUUGAGGAACUAACAAAGCGGCAUCGGAUGGCCUGGGUCGCAGCGUUGAGACGGAAGGGCAUCACUUUCGACACCAUAUCUCCCUUCCUGCGUGUUUGCUCUCGUAAUUUUCAUAAAGGUGAACCAGCUUAUGAAAUGAUGGAGAGUGACCCAGACUGGGCACCAUCCCUACAUCUGGGACACACAUCUGUUACACUGACAAACACUGCACGCUCUGCAAGACGAAGUAGGCGUGAGCAGCUACGGAAAGAGAUACUGCAAGCACCAAAGAUGGGGGUCCAGCAAGAUGCAAACAUUGAAGAGCUGCAGACCAAGGAGGGACCAUCUGAGCCUGGUGAAAUAAACAGUCGCCAACAGAAUGAGGAGGGGACACCUGAUGCUGGAGAAGAAAGUGGUCAGCUACAGAUUGAAGAGGGGACACAUGAAGCUGGAGAUGUUGAUCAGCUAAUCACAGAGGAUGAGACGCACAACACCUAUCAGGAUGUGACACAGACUGUGAUUAUUGACUGUUUUGAAAUUUUCACAGAAAACCCAUCAAAUCUGAAAGCACGUGCCCAAAUGUUUUCCAGCUACAAGCACCACCACACUAUGAAGUAUUUUAUAUGUAUUACACCCAAGGGAGCCAUUUGUUUCUUAUCAAAAGGCUGGGGAGGUCGUACAAGUUACAUUUAACCCUGAACAGUGAUUUUCUUGAUAAUUUGUUACCUGGGGACAUUGUCUUGACUGACAGAGGUUUUGACAUACAAGAAUGUGUGGGCAUGUAGUGUUCAGAUGUCAAACUCCCAGCAUUUACAAAAGGCCGCUGUCAGUUAGCAGUUAGAUAUGUGGCGGAAACUAGGAAAAUAGCACAUUUGAGAAUCCAUGUUGAAAGGGUCAUCGGAAAUGUUUGUCAGAAGUAUAAGAUCUUAACAGGAACCAGACCCAUAAACAUGAUUCUUCCAUGUGAAGGUGAAGAAGCCACCAUGUUGGAUAAGGUUGUCACGGUCUGCUGUGCCCUGACAAGCCAUUGCCCAACAGUAGUUUAGUACAAUUAGUUUUGUUUUCGUAGUGUUUGUACAAGCAAAGUUUUUUUAUACGUUUGUAGAUGACUUAAACCUGUUUAAUAAUAAUAAAAUUG